Thecamonas trahens ATCC 50062 is the source of this 3423-nucleotide messenger RNA. Its product is annotated as Ras guanine nucleotide exchange factor A. The transcript has 2 exons. Gene Ontology annotation, biological process: positive regulation of GTPase activity; Ras protein signal transduction. Gene Ontology annotation, molecular function: guanyl-nucleotide exchange factor activity; protein binding. Gene Ontology annotation, cellular component: plasma membrane. Lineage: Eukaryota; Apusomonadida; Apusomonadidae. The coding region runs from base 83 to 3412 and encodes 1109 amino acids. The record is from RefSeq and is a predicted model, not a curated record.
UUGUGGGAUAGCUCUCGCCUUUUACCCGCGCCCCACUCUGGCCUGACCUUGGGUGUGUGAACUUUGCAACGCAGGGGAGACCAUGGACCCCAAACUCUCGUCAUGGCUGGCAUCGCUGGCACCGACCCAGGCACCCACACCACCGCCACCGGUUGGUCUUGCCACACACACUGCUGCUGCUGCGGUCGCACCGGUUCCGGCCACCACGGCUCCUGCUGCCGAUACAGAUGCAGGCGACGCCGAGCCAGCUCUGGCCCAGGCUGGCAUUCUCGAGCUCCCGGGCGCGUCUGGCGGACCAGGCUCGUCAGUCACAUCAACGCCGCGAACGCUGGACGCGCUCUCGUCGUGUGACUCGAUCACCGAGGACGAGCUUUCCGAGUAUGUUGGCAAGCGCGCUUCAUUCCACCGCUUUCCCCCGCUCCUCGACGGCAUCGAUCCGCGCGAUACAUUUUGCGCCAAGCUUCACAUCGGCUCUCCUGACGGCUCGUUCACCCCGAUUGUCCGCAGUGGCGCCGUGCUUGAGCUUCAGCUUGAGCUCCUGCCGGCGCGCGACCAUGUCUGGCUCCGCGGUUCGGCCGCUGACGCCAGCGGUGGCGACGUCCUGUUUGUGACCGACGUCUCGGCACCGGUACCGGCGGAUGAAGCUACACCGCCAAGGGACAGCUCAUGGCUGCUAUUCAAGGCGGCGCCUGCGCUCGGUGACGCCGCUCAGGUGGCCGGGGGCACCGGUAUUCUCGCCGGCCCAGGCCCGACUGUUUACGGCCUCGAGUUUGAAUCGGCCAUCGACGCCACAUCGUCGCAGACGGUUCUCGCCGAAGAGCGGGCCAAGCUACAAAAGGCUGCAUACUUUGAUGACCACGAAUGCGACGAUCUGAUCAUCGACGAUGCUGGCGCGCCGCGGCUGGCCUCGCUCGACAAGCUGCUCGACAGGCUCACAUUCUCGCGGGCGGACCGUUCCGCGCUCGACGACGCCGAGUUCUCCAAGUUCUUUCUCCUCACAUACCGCUCGUUCACCUCACCGGUCGACCUUCUCGCGGCGCUCUUUGCGCGGUUCAACCUCCCGCUGCCGGCGGUGCUUGGCGGCGACAGCAGCGCACUUGCCGAGUGGCAGACGACCAUCCGCGACAACGUCCGCGCGCGAGUCGUCAAGGUCCUCGCCCGCUGGAUCGGGCUGGGUGUCCGCGACUUUCUGGAUGAUCCCAUCCUCGAGUGCAUGCUCGCGUAUUUUCUCUCGGUCGUCUCCGAGGCCGGCUUUGGUGACAAGGUCGCCGAGAUGCAGGCGCAGUACCAGGCCGGCGUUGCCGACGAGACGCUCAACAUGCACCUGCUUGACAUUGUGCGGCUGCUGGAGACCAACGUCGAGCAGCGCGAGGCCAAGUGGCGGAUGAAAUCGGUCGGCCUCUGCUUCCAGGGCCAAGAUGCGGUCGACUACCUCUUCCACGCCGGUGUCUGUGCCUCGCGCGAGAACGCAGUCGCCGUCGGCGCCCAGAUCCUCUCGGCCGGCUUCAUCACCCACGUCUCGGGCGACGCCAACAUUCCGUUUGACGACAACUUUCAGCUCUUCCGCUUCAACCUCGAGGUGGUCGAGUCGGCUGCUCGCGGCAUGGGCUCCGGCUCGGGCAACCGCCCCACGCCCGAGCUCCCGCGCGACCUCAACUCGUUCGAGGUCGACGACCUGCCCAUUGUCGAGUUUGCCCGCCAGGAGACACUCCUCGAGUACGCGUUGUACUCCAAGAUCCAGCCCAAGGAGCUGCUUGGCCUCGCCUGGUCCAAAAAGGGAAAGGAGGAGCUCGCCCCCAACGUGCUCGGCCUCAUCCGCCGGUUCAACGCCAUGUCGCUCUGGGUCGUCACCGAAAUCACCCGCCGGUUCCAGCUCAAGGACCGGGUCAAGGCUGUCAAGUACUUUGUGGCGCUGGCGGCCAAGUUCCGCGACAUGGGCAACCUCAACGCUCUCCAGGCCGUCAUGUCCGGUUUCUCCAACAACUCGGUCAAGCGGCUCAAGUUUACCUGGGCCAAGCUCGACCGCAAGUCGAACGAGACCCUCACCGAGCUCCGUGAGCUGCUCGACUUUAAGGGCUCGUAUCGUAACCUGCGCAACUACCUCAAGCAUGUUGUCCCGCCGUGCAUUCCCUUCAUCGGCAUGUACCUCACCGACCUCACCUUUAUCCAUGAGGGCAACCCGGACGUGCUUGACGGCCUCAUCAACUUUGAGAAGCACUCCAAGGUUGCCUCGAUCAUCCACGAAAUGCUCACCUACCAGGCGAUUCCGUUUGCCCUCGAGACCGUGCCACAGAUCAAGCUCUGGCUCUCGCACCUUGACGGUGCCGACGACGACACCACCUAUGACUGGUCGCUCGACAUCGAGCCGCGCGAAGCCCAUGCCGCAGGCUCCAUUUCCAAGGAUGACACCACACGCUUCAAGUCGCUUGGCCGCCGGCCGCGCGUCUUUGCCUCGACCGCAGACUCGCUCGCCCGCGCCUCCAAGUCGGUCUCGGCUGUCCACAAGGCCUCACGGGCUCGCUCGGCCGAGAACCUUCUAGAGCUCACCGCCGACGACCCGGGCCUGGCCCGUCUCACCGCUCGCAUCAACCAUGUCCGCGCCGGCAUCGACCUAAGUGUGGCGACGACCGCCGGCCGAUCCGGCGACGCCGAUGCACCCGCCCUCAGCGCACCCGGCUCCGACGUCCUGGACGCUCGCAGCCGGACUGGGUCACUCUCGAUGGACAUCUCGGGCUCGUCGCGGUCCAAGCGUCGCCGCUCGCGCAUGCCCUCACAGCUCCUCUCCGCCUCGCCGACAACACCGACAACGCUGACGGCGGCGUCGGCACCAGACAGCAUGCUGCCGUCGGCCGCUUCCCCCAUCGAGCGGCUGCGGAGCCAGUCGGCAUCGGCGCGGGUCCGCUCCAACUCGCUCGGCGUCCGCCUCACCGACGCAGGUACCGGCGCAUCGCCGCCGGGACCGCCCACAGCUCCGCCGGCGGCAGCCGCCCCCACCGCGCCCGCCUCCGCUGCCGCAGCUCCCAAGUCGGGAAAGCUUCCCAUCACCCAGCUCAUCGAGGCUGCACUGGACCGUGACGGCAGACCCGGUACGCCGGUCCGCAAGGUCAAGGACCUGCUCGACGCCGGCGUCGACAUCGACGAUGUCAACGCCCGCGGAAACUCGGCUCUCCACUACGUGGUUAUCGACUCGCGGCUCGACGUCGCAAAGUACCUCAUCGCCCGCGGCGCCUCGGUCGACAUUCCCAACUUGCAGGGUGUGACCCCGCUCCACAUCGCCACGCUCCGCAACAACCUGCCCAUGGUCAAGCUACUCAUCAUGGCCGGCGCAGAUCCCGACGAAACCAACGCUGCCGGCCAGAACGCCCGCGACAUGACAACCAACCCGGAGAUCCUCGAGCUACUCGACCUGUAGCCCCCCCCCCC